This is a messenger RNA of Radiomyces spectabilis, 1706 nucleotides long. Its product is annotated as serine incorporator/TMS membrane protein. Gene Ontology annotation, cellular component: membrane. The coding region runs from base 97 to 1575 and encodes 492 amino acids. The record is from RefSeq and is a predicted model, not a curated record. The transcript is spliced from 9 exons. NCBI's taxonomy places the organism in Eukaryota, Fungi, Mucoromycota, Mucoromycetes, Mucorales, Radiomycetaceae.
UUUGUCCUUCGGAGUUUAUACCUGGAUUUUAAGUCAAUUCCGGAAGCCUGCAACCACACACGCACCAACUUCUAUUUCGAAAAUAUCUAAGUUAUUAUGGGAGCUGCACUAAGUUGUGUUGCGCUACCAGCUUUAGGCACAGUGGGUGGCUGGAUAGCCAGUUGCUUUUCUGCUGCUGCAUGUAGUCUCGCAUUCAGAAGUUGCAACUGCAAUAACUCCAUUGCCACCAGAAUAGGCUACGCUAUUAUUUUCCUUAUGAAUUCUAUUCUUGCUUGGCUUAUGCUAUCGAACUGGGCAAUCAAACAACUACAACACUUGACGCUUGAUUACAUGAAAUUGGAAUGCUCUGAGGGAACAUGCUAUGGUAUCAUUGCGGUUCAUCGAGUUUGCUUUUCCCUUGUACUGUUCCACGCGAUACUCGGCAUCUUAUUAAUAGGCGUGCACGAUAGCCGGCAGAAGAGAGCUGCCGUUCAGAAUGGAUGGUGGGGUCCGAAAAUAUUGGCCUGGAUAGCUCUUCUGGUACUGUCGUUCUUCAUCCCCAGUGGAUUCUUCAUGGUGUGGGGCAACUAUUUUGCAUUAAUUGGUGCUGCGAUUUUCAUUCUAUUUGGACUUGUUUUGCUGGUGGAUUUUGCUCACAGCUGGACGGAGAGAUGCAUGGAAAAUUACGAAAUGAAUGACAAUAACAAAUGGAAAUACAUUCUCAUUGGGGGGUCUCUGUUGAUGUAUGGUGGAGCAAUCACACUCACUGGACUGAUGUACGGUUUUUUCGCAACGAAUGGCUGUUCGCUGAAUCAAUUCUUCGUGACAUUGAAUUUGAUCUUGUGUAUCGUGGUGACGCUCAUGUGCGUGACGCCUCAAAUUCAGGAAGCCAAUUCACGCUCUGGCCUCUCCCAGGCAUCCAUCGUUGUCAUUUAUUGUACCUACCUCGUACUGUCGGCUGUUGCUAACGAACCCAACGAUAAGCAGUGUAAUCCUUUGAGACGAUCGCAUGGACCUCAGACGACAUCCAUUGUUCUUGGCGCUAUUUUUACAUUUUUAGCAGUUGCGUAUUCUACCAGCCGUGCUGCCACCCAAGACAGUGCCUUCAUCAACAAAGGCCGGCCCAACCUCAAUAAUUACGAGCCUCUGCAGACCGCAUCCGCUGUUCCGCUUAUGCCAAAUCAAGUGGAAGCCGGUGCUCAAAGAAUGGAUGCGACAGGCAGUGCGCGCGACCAUUUAGUUGCUGCCGUGGAGGCUGGUGCUUUGCCACGUUCUGUCUUAUACGAGGACCAUGACGAUGACGAUGAUGUAGACGAAAUGGACGAUGAACGAUAUGGCUCUGUGUACAGCUAUUCGUUCUUCCAUUUUGUGUUUGCUAUUGCUGCCAUGUAUGUCGCCAUGGUUUUGACUAACUGGAAUACAAUCACCAGAGAUGAUGUUUCGGCUCCUACGCAUGAAGACGGAGAUUUUGUUCGAAUCGGUCAAAGUUAUACUGCGGUUUGGGUCAAGAUUGUUUCUGGCUGGAUUUGCCAUCUUAUUUACGGAUGGUCGCUUCUGGCACCAGUUCUCAUGCCUGAUCGAUUUGAUAAUUAUUGAGCUAAAGUUUCGUCGUAAAUGCAUAGUUCAACUGCUGUAGGUUUUCUUAUUAUGUAAAUAUAUCACUGUAAUGCUCUCCUUUUUUUCCGCUUGCGAUAAAUGAAGUUCAUAGCCAAGUUAUUCGCUAUUGC